GUGAUCGCAAAAUUCAAAAUUUCGCGGCACGGGAAGCCGGGGAGAGAGACACAGAUCAGGGAAGAGAGACAGCAGGUAAAACGAGGAUGAUGGCCAAAAUUCAGCAGGUAAAAGACAUGCGGCUGGACAAGGAAAACCGAGCGAUCAAAACACACGUCCCCGCCGCCAAACUCAACCCUACCAGUAAGGUACCAGGGACUAGUGGUGUACCAGUUCUGCCGGCCAGUACGGCUCAGACGGCGGCCAGCCAAGACCCCAGAGCCGACAAAUCGGCGGCUCCUGCAACUUUUGGGGAGGAUGGGAGAGAGGACCAGCCCCAAGCCACUAAGGGAAAGAGGUGGACGCUGCAGGAUUUCGACAUUGGGCGGCCACUCGGCAGAGGCAAAUUUGGGAGCGUAUACCUCGCACGUGAGAAAAAGACCAAAUUUGUCGUCGCAAUAAAAGUGUUGUUCAAGAGCCAGUUACAACAGGCCCAAGUGGAGCACCAACUGAGACGAGAGAUCGAGAUACAGUCCCACCUUCGGCAUCCCAACAUCCUCCGGCUCUAUGGGUAUUUCUACGACAGUACGAGGAUCUACCUGAUCCUGGAGUAUGCUCCCCGCGGCGAGCUAUUCAAGGAACUGCAGAAAGCCACAAAGUUUCCAGAGCAGAGAGCGGCCACGGUGAGUCAACUGCCCCCUACCUGUGACCACACCCACUGGCCACACCCCCCGCAGUACGUGGCACAGCUGGCCGACGCCCUUCACUACUGCCACUCCAAGAAAGUCAUUCACAGAGACAUUAAGCCAGAAAACCUGCUCGUCAACUUGAGGGGAGACCUCAAAGUCUCGGAUUUCGGCUGGUCUGUACACGCCCCUUCUUCCAGACGGACCACCAUGUGUGGCACACUGGACUACCUGCCUCCAGAGAUGGUGGAGAGCAAGCAGCACGACGAGAGAGUUGACAUCUGGGGUCUCGGAGUCCUCUGCUACGAGUUCCUUGUCGGGUCUCCUCCAUUUGAGUCCUCGACACAGAGAGAAACUUACAACAGAAUCUGCAAGGUUGAUCUUCGCUUCCCAAGCCACGUGUCUGAGGGAGCAAGAGACCUCAUCUCAAAGCUUCUCCAGAAGCUGCCGUGCAAUAGGAUCUCUCUCCCAAAUGUUCUAAAACACCGGUGGAUAUUGGCCAACGCUGAACGAUUGCCGCAGAGCGACACGCCCUGAUCCCCUCCCUCCAUUCCCCCACCAACCUUAUUCCCACUGCAUGGCAACUGACAUGAACAACACGCACACACACUGCUUGUCUCGCACUAGAAUUGUAAGUUUCUAAUUAUUGCACACAGCUGUGCUG
This is a messenger RNA of Geodia barretti, 1329 nucleotides long. The record is from the annotation of a GenBank genome assembly. Lineage: Eukaryota; Metazoa; Porifera; Demospongiae; Tetractinellida; Geodiidae.